Molecule: messenger RNA, 2495 nt
Organism: Rhodotorula graminis WP1
Lineage: Eukaryota; Fungi; Basidiomycota; Microbotryomycetes; Sporidiobolales; Sporidiobolaceae
Exons: 10
Coding region: 160-2454 (764 amino acids)
Biological process (GO): protein folding
Cellular component (GO): endoplasmic reticulum
Molecular function (GO): protein disulfide isomerase activity
Source: RefSeq, a predicted model, not a curated record
GCGGCCCCUCUGCUCAGCUCUCACCUACGCCAGAUUCCACCGCCGCUCCCGCGAGGCCCGUCCACCUCGACCGCCACCGCCUGCUUCCCCUCGUCGUCGCCUCCUCGAACCCGAGCCCGAUUUGCCAGUCGCCCCGUCGCCCACACGACUCGAGCCGCCAUGCGUUGGCCUCAAGCCUCGCCCCCGGCACUUCUCGCGGCACUCGUCGCCCUCGGCGCGAGCAGCGCGGUCCAGGCGGCGCCCAUUGUCGUCGUCGGCGACUCGCUCACCCAAGAGACGUGGAGCCGCGUCGAGACCGGUACCUGGCUUGUCGAGCACUACUCGCCGUACUGCUCGCACUGCAAGGCCUUUGCCCCCAAGUGGAAAGAGCUCGUCGACACGUACGAGGACGCCGCGUCGGCCCACAACUUCUACUUUGCCCAAGUCGACUGCGCCUCGAACGGCGACCUGUGCCACGCCAACUCGGUCAAGUACUACCCGUCGAUCUUCCUGUACCGCGACGGCGCCUUUGUCGAGGAGUUCGAGGACAAGCGCUCGCUCGAGGUGCUCGGCAAGUACGUCGAGGAGCACUACCCGGUCUCGGCGGAGAAGCUCGCCGCCGAGAAGGAGGACAAGGAGCAGAAGGAGCGUGCGGCAGGCGAGAAGGGCGAGUGGGACAGGCGGGAGCAGGCGGUGGACGGCAUGAGCGGGCUGGACAAGGUCAACGAGGGCGAGCGCGAGGACAAGGCGGCGGCGGCGGGUCCGGCCAAGGUCGAGGGCAAAGUGCGCCUCGCCCAACAGUGGGACGACGAUGUGGACGAGGAGGGCGAGGAGGCGGUCGCCAAGCCUGCGCAUCCGGUGCUGCACGUCGCCGACGAGGACGACGACGGCCCGAGCGCCAAGUCGGGCACGGUCCGCGAAGGCAAGGGCGACGACGAUGACGAGCCGCUCGCCCCGCUCCUGUCCGACGCCAAGAAGAAGCUCGACGCGUUCUACCCGGCGCCGGCGUCGUCGACCUCGUCCCUGUCCGCCACGACCUCGACCUCGACCCAGACGCCGGCGAGCGCCGACCCGACCUCGACGGCUUUUGCCCGUCCGGCGUUCGUCGCGCAGCAACCCGCCGUCGAAAAGAAGCGCAGCGGGCACGAGUGGCCAGCCGUCGACGGCUCGGUGCAGCUCUUGACGCCCGAGGACAUGGCCGUCCUCACCGACGAGGAGACGCCGGCCAGCUUCGUCAAGUUCUACGCGCCAUGGUGCCACCACUGUAAAUCAUUGCGACCAAAGUGGAAGGAGCUCGCCGAGGUGCUCGCUCCCGCAGGCGUGCACGUCUACGAGGUCGACUGCGACGCCGCCGAGAACAAGCGGGCGUGCCGGACCCAGGGCGUGCAAGGCUACCCGACGCUCAAGUUCUACAACAAAGGCGCGUCGGCCGAGUACCUGGGCAAGCGCGACGUCAAGUCGCUCGAGGCGUUCGCCCUCAAGGCCAAGGCGGCCACGACCGUCAAGACGCUCACGAGCGAGCACGAGCUCAAGCGCGCCGUCAAGGAGGACGAGGUCGUCGUCCUCUUCCUGCACUCGUCCGAGACGAAGCAGACCGACGUUGACGCCGGACACGCCGCCGCCAAGUCGCUCAUGGGCUCGUCGCCCGUCUACACCUCGAGCUCGCCCGAGCUCCUCGACCUGUUCUCGAUCCCGUCCAACCAGCCGACGUUCGUCACGCUCAAGGACCACUCGCUCGCGCCCUCGUCGACCUUCGCCCUCCCGCACGGCAUGUCGACGACCAAGCGCGUUGCGCUCGCACGCAGUUGGCUGCGCUCGGCCAAGCUCCCGGCCGUGACCGAGCUCACGUCGACGACGUUUGCCGACCUCAUGCCGACCGACGGCGAGCCGCCGCUGGUCGGGCUCGCGGUCUUCAGCCGCAAAGGCCUCGGCGACGACGGGUUCGAGCGCAAGAAGGACGAGGUCAAGGCGCUCGCGAGGGGGUGGGCGCAGAGGAGGCGGACGGCGAGCAGGGAGGAGCGAGACGUGCUGUGGGCGUGGGUGGACGGCGACAAGUGGGCCGGGUGGGUCCGGACCAUGUACGACGUCAAGAUGGGCGGCAAGGACGCGCCGGCGCUCGUCAUCGCCGACCCCAAGGCGCUCAGCUAUUGGUCCGAGACGCUGUCGGGCUCGCCGCUCGCGCUCGACGACCCGAACGAGGUGUAUCAGCUCGUCGAGGAGGGCAUCCACACGUCGCGGGCCAAGCCGCACUCGUCGCGCCAGUUCUUCGACCGCUUCGCUGUCUCGGUCGUCGACAGCUUCACGGCGAUGUACGAGUGGUGCUGGGCUCACCCGGUCCUGUUCCUCGUCGCGCUCGUCGCGUCGUGGAUCGGCACUUGGCGGCUGCUCAAGCGCGCGUUCGCCUCGCCGGGCUACGUGGCGAUCCCGAACGGCGGCGUCGGUGCGAGGGGCGGCGCAGGGCCGAAGAGGGAGUAGUUCGUCGAGCGCGAGCAUGCAUCUUGGACAACGUGCGCCCG